Athene cunicularia (burrowing owl) is the source of this 1308-nucleotide messenger RNA. RefSeq names its product lectin, mannose binding 2 (gene LMAN2). Gene Ontology annotation, cellular component: COPII-coated ER to Golgi transport vesicle; endoplasmic reticulum membrane; Golgi membrane. The transcript has 10 exons. The record is from RefSeq and is a predicted model, not a curated record. Bases 67 to 957 code for a protein of 296 amino acids. NCBI's taxonomy places the organism in Eukaryota, Metazoa, Chordata, Aves, Strigiformes, Strigidae. Gene Ontology annotation, molecular function: D-mannose binding. Gene Ontology annotation, biological process: endoplasmic reticulum to Golgi vesicle-mediated transport; endoplasmic reticulum organization; Golgi organization.
CCGCCCCCAGCGCCCGCCGAGCUCACGGACGGCAACAGCGAGCACCUGAAGCGGGAGCACUCACUGAUGAAGCCGUAUCAGGGCGCAGGCUCCGCCGCGAUGCCGCUGUGGGACUUCCAGGGCAGCACCAUGGUCACCAGCCAGUACGUCCGCCUGACGCCCGAUGAGCGCAGCCGGGAGGGCUCCAUCUGGAACCGCGUGCCCUGCUUCCUCAAAGACUGGGAGCUCCACAUCCACUUCAAGAUCCACGGAGCCGGCAAGAAGAACCUACACGGAGAUGGCCUGGCGCUGUGGUACACGCAGGAGCGGCUGGUGCCGGGUCCUGUCUUCGGCAGCAAGGACAACUUUCAUGGACUGGCUAUUUUCCUUGAUACAUAUCCCAACGAUGAGGCCACGGAGCGCGUAUUCCCCUAUAUCUCUGCCAUGGUGAACAACGGCUCCCUGACGUACGACCACAGUAAGGACGGGCGCCGGACGGAGCUGGCGGGGUGCCCUGCUGACCUUCGGAACCAGAACCACGACACUUUCCUGGCAAUUCGGUACUCCCGAGGUCGCCUGACGGUGAUGACUGAUGUGGAAGACAAGAACGAAUGGAAGAACUGCAUUGACAUUGCAGGGGUGCAGUUGCCAACCGGCUACUUUUUUGGUGCUUCUGCUGGCACUGGAGAUUUGUCUGACAAUCAUGACAUUAUCUCGAUGAAGCUAUUCCAGCUCAUGGUGGAGCACCCUUUAGAAGAUGAGACUGUUGACUGGACCAAGAUUGAGCCUAGCGUCAGCCUCCUUAAAUCACCCAAAGACAACGUGGAUGACCCAACGGGGAAUUUCCGAAGCGGGCCUCUGACAGGCUGGAAGGUGUUCUUGCUGCUGCUCUGUGCACUGCUGGGCAUCAUUGUCUGUGCUGUGGUGGGAGCUGUGGUCUUCCAGAAACGCCAGGAGCGGAACAAACGUUUCUACUAGGCAAAGACCUGGGCCCUGGCCUGUGCCCAAAACCCAUCUUUUCUACGGGGAGCUGUAAAAACUGUGGUUUCUAAAAGCUGUUUCUGAGAAAUACCAGAAGUAUUUUCUUAUCUGUCUGUUUGGCUGUAACCCCUGCCUGGCCCUCGGUGUCUGGCAGGUUGGACCGAGGGGGGUGAUGCCCACUGCGGCCCCCAGGCCGGCGGUGGGGGAGCCUGGAGGUUGCUCCCCUGUUUUUUCCAGUGCUCCCCCCGCCAGACAGGACCUGCCAUGCUGCCUGUGGCAGGGGAGUGAGCGGUGGCGGGUGUGAAUGUGAGGGGGCUGUGAGUGGGGCAUUAAAGGACUGACACCACC